Petromyzon marinus (sea lamprey) is the source of this 864-nucleotide messenger RNA. Lineage: Eukaryota; Metazoa; Chordata; Hyperoartia; Petromyzontiformes; Petromyzontidae. The record is from RefSeq and is a predicted model, not a curated record.
UGGUGUCAGUGGUGGCAGUGGUGGUGUCAGUGGUGACGGUGGCGACGAUGGCGGUGGUGGUAAUGAGGAGGACAAGGUGGUGGUUGUGGCUCCUCCUCCCUUGGCCUCCUCUUCUUCCUCCUCCGGGAAAUCAUCGACUUCCCCGGCUCCUCUGAGCAGCAGGCGUCUCAACUUCCGCUACUCGAAGGAGCGACUGAUGCAGAUCAAAGAGCUGAGUCCUGCAGCUCAACUGCGCCCCAAGUGUCUCCGUGACAAGUUUGACUGCGAUGGGGUGUGGGACCCCGAGCGCUGGCACGCAUCCCUCUACCCCGACGGGGAGCCAGCCCCUGCCCCCGCCCCCUCCGUUGGGGGGCCCGGGGCAGGCGCGGCGCUGGUGGGAGGGGUCCCCGAGGGGUUGGUGGGGGGCACGGCCACGGUGGGGGGCGGUGGCGGUGGGAAGAGGGAGCGCUCUCUGGACGGGGAGAGGGCGCUGGCGAAACGGCGAUCAUCCGAUCCCCGUGAAAGAAUCCGAGAGGAGGAUGACAUCGAGGUUGUGCUGAGUCCGCAGAGACGGAGCUUUGGCAGCGGCUGCCAGGUGAACCCCGUGUCUCCCCUCUGCGGCCCGGUAGUCUCCGGUCGACCGGCCGGCAGUCCCCUGGAAGCCGGAGAACACCUUGGUGCAGGGGAGAGGGCCCUCCUGGGUGGGAGAGGAGGAGGAGGUGGUGGAGGUGGUGGAGGAGGUGGAGGAGGUGGAGGAGGAGGAGGAGGAGGUGGAGGACUCUCCACCGUUGAUCGUCGCCCCGUUGGGAGUGGCAGGGUUCUGAUCAAAGCUCUGGAGCGGGAUGGGAGGGACCUCCUGAUGAGGGAUGGGAGGGAUGGAAGGGA